Messenger RNA from Schistocerca cancellata (South American locust), 953 nucleotides. RefSeq lists its product as uncharacterized. NCBI's taxonomy places the organism in Eukaryota, Metazoa, Arthropoda, Insecta, Orthoptera, Acrididae. The coding region runs from base 455 to 937 and encodes 160 amino acids. The record is from RefSeq and is a predicted model, not a curated record. The transcript has 2 exons.
CAGCUUCCAGUAGGAACAAGAAAUGGCUUUUCAAUGUUUUAUAUAAUUAUUGACUGAAUUUAAAAAUAUUAAAUCUGUCUUAUUUUGUUCAUUAGGAAAUAUAAUCUUAUGUUAAAGGUUUAAAACAACUAGGCCUGUUCUUACAAUGACCAGCAAUGUAAGAGUAGGAAUUAACCUCCAGUAAACUUUAUGGUUAGAGUAAACUUACAAUAAAUUCACUUUGGUUCUUACCAUUUAAAAGUUAACUCUUACUACAAGUUAAUAAAUCUGUACAAUCUUUGUAGCACUUAGUAUACUGUUUACGGUAUAUAUAUAUGAUCAUGUGUCAGUUGUUUUCAUUGUUUUACAAGUUUUUGUGAAGGAAAGAAAAACAUGGGGUGAAGUGGGUGAAUUUUUUGAAGCUCUGGGUGUCACCAAAUGACAUCUAAAAAUUUUAAGAGGUAAGUAUGACAACAUGAAGAAAAAAGUUAAAAAGGAAAUAGCAUAUGGAAAGAAAGAUAUUUUCUUAAAAGGAUGGAGUAGUAAACCAGCCACCAACUAUGGCAAGAAUGCAGAAACACUACUGGGCUUAAUGGAUACCACCACUGUUGGACUGGAUAAUCCAUAUGAUGGAGACACAGUACAUACUGAGAAAGGAAUGAGCAGUUGGUCUGCAAAAACCUGCAGCCUCACUGAGUUCAGUAAUGAGCCUAUAACUGAAACUAUUGUUAUUGAAAUGACAGAGGAGCAGGAUGAAGAACACAUGUGGUCAUCCUUGUCACUUGCAAACCUCAAGUCUCUUACGAGUCCCGAAUUAACGGUUGAGGAUAGGUUUAAAAAAAAAAGGAAAAUUGAGGAUGCUAAUAAAGAAACUUUGCACACCAGAAAUGCGUUUUAUACAGAAGAAAAGAAGUGUGCUAAAGAGAUGCAUGAAUGUGAAAGGCAAAGACAUGAGUGAGUGGGAGAGAGAAAGC